AUGGGAUUACUCCGCCAAGUCAGAACUUUGACUGGCAAGAAUCUCCUUAUUACGGUCAACCGACAUGCCUUUAGCACAUCCAUACGCACCUUUAUCCUACCAGUGGCCUUGAUCGUAUUUCUUAGUUAUGCCAGGAAUUUAUUCAUACCACCUUCAACUUACGGGAUUGGCUCUAGCCAGCCCAUUCGAUCAUUAGAAGAAGGGCUCCGAGCCGCGACAGGUGGACGAAAUACUUUGGCAUUUGUUAACAAUGGUCUAAUAGGAGGAGAUGUUGAUGCUGUUAUUGCUGAUUUAACUUCGCAGGCUGAAGUUGCUGGGGCAAAGGUGAAACGUUUGACGACGGAGGCUGAACUACUGGAUAUCUGCAAAAGUACUCUAAGGGGGGCAACAUCUUGUUACGGUGCCAUUGUUUUCAAUUCUUCGCCUUCGGAAGGAACAGGAGGAAUAUGGAACUAUACCAUGCGAGCAGAUGGCGCAUUCGGCACGAAGAUUGAUGUUACAACAAACAAAAACGAUGCCGAACUCUUCCUUUUGCCACUGCAGCGUGCUGUUGAUUAUGCCAUCGCUUCGAGAAAUACAACAAUCGAUCAGAAUGCGUUGCCCACUACCGUCAACGAAUAUCCGUAUACUAGCCAGACUCAAAAGCAACGCGAAACUGCAAUUCGGACGAAUUACCAAACUGCCAUCAUCAACAUUCUUGGAGUCGCUUUCUUGAUUGGCAUGGUUGGCGUUACAUAUCAUUUGACUGGCUUCAUUGCUUCUGAGCGGGAGCUUGGAAUGUCACAACUUCUAGAAGCUAUGAUGCCGAAUCUACGACGAUGGGAACCUCAAGUAGCCAGGAUACUUUCAUAUCAUCUAGCCUUUGAUAUCAUCUACAUACCAGGAUGGAUCGUCAUGGGUGUCGUUUUGGGAGUAGGAGUCUUUGCCCAAACCUCCAUGGCCAUUGUGAUCAUAUUUCAUGUUCUGGCCGGCUUGUCCUUAACAUCAUUCUCUAUCCUUGGUGCUGCCUUUUUCAAGAAAGCUCAGCUUAGUGGAAUUACUCUUGCAAUUGUCACACUCCUACUUGGUGUCGUAACUCAAGUCAUAGACAAGACAAACUCGGGUACUGUGGCAAUCUUGAGUUUACUUUUCGCUCCAUGUAAUUAUGUGUUUUUCCUUGUUUUCAUGGCUCGAUUUGAAAGGCAAAAUAUCGGCACCAACCUUGUACAAGCUGCGCCAAACAAUCCAUGGUCACUGCCGGGAAUUGCGCUAUGGGUAUUCUUAAUCAUUCAAAUUUUUGUUUAUCCAAUCCUUGGGGCUUUGGUCGAACGUUCCCUUUUCGGAACAACUUCCAAGGGUCGUUCAGUUGUUGGCCAAGGCUCUGAAAAGCAUGCACAAUCACUUGGGUCUAACACAUUGGAAACCGUUCGAUUGGAGAACUUCACAAAACAUUACCGACCCAAUUGGUUUCGAAUGAAGACAGCUGGAUUUACCAAGAUCCCCACAGCUACUGUCGUCGCUGUCAAUGAUUUGAGUUUGUCCGCAAGUAAGGGUCAAAUUCUUGUCCUUCUAGGUGCCAACGGAUCUGGGAAGAGUACCACCUUGGAUGCAAUCGCAGGAUUGAAUACCGUUACUAGUGGAAGCAUCACAGUUGACGGUACAGGAGGAUUAGGUAUUGCUCCGCAGAAGAAUGUGCUAUGGAAUGAACUUACAGUAGAGGAGCAUAUUCGUAUCUUCAAUAGCCUCAAAUCCACAGGACCUCGGGACAGCAAAGUAGCUCUCAAAGAGUUGAUCAAAGCGAUAGACUUGGACCGAAAGAUCGGCGCAAAAUCGAAAACUCUAUCUGGUGGUCAAAAGCGUAAACUUCAAUUAGGAAUGAUGUUUACUGGUGGAAGUUCGGUAUGUUGUGUGGACGAAGUAAGUAGUGGGUUGGAUCCUUUAAGCAGAAGAAAGAUCUGGGAUAUUCUUCUGGCCGAAAGAGGUUCACGAACUAUUAUUUUGACGACACAUUUCCUUGAUGAGGCAGAUCUUCUCGCCGACCGGAUCGCAAUAUUGUCAAAAGGCACACUUCGAGCGGAAGGUUCUUCUGUGGAAUUGAAGGAGAAGUUAGGUGGCGGUUAUCGCAUCAAUGUUCCAACUGGUCACGAACAUAAAGAGCCUCCUCAGGUUGAGGGCAUAAAGCAGCACGUGUCGUUCGGCCAAACGACCUAUGUAGCACCAACCUCCAAGCAAGCCGCUCAGAUCAUUAAGCGUCUCGAGGAAGAUGACAUCACAGAUUAUCAAUUAUCCGGACCAACGAUUGAAGAUGUAUUUUUACAAUUAGCCGACGAGAUUCGUGCCGAAAGCGACGAAAGUCUACUCAUCCAAAAUUUAUCAUCUGACAAUGAGCAAUCUGGAAAAGAAAAGGAUACUGUUACCAAACUCGCAAUGAUUGGUACCCACGAGCGUCAAGAGUUGGAGCUACAUACCGGUCAAAAUAUUGGGUUCUUCCGGCAAGCCUGGGUUCUAUUCAGAAAAAGACUGACUGUUCUUCGACGAAAUUACCUGCCUUACAUUGCAGCUCUCCUUGUACCGAUUAUUGCAGCUGGUCUCGUAACUCUUUUCCUGAAAGGGUAUAAUGGUGCCGGUUGUACUCCAACCGACAGAGUUUCUACAUCUGAUUCGGAAAAUCUCUUCAGUGUUGAGAAGUAUGAUGUUGUUAUCGGGCCGUCCUCAAGGUUUUCAACAGAAGUACUUACUUCUUUGUUUGAACCCUUAUUGUUUGGAUUGUUUCCUACGCCAGAUGAAAUCCAAAGUCACACUCAUAGAGUUGACACAUUGACUCAAUUCAACAGCUACAUUGAUCAAAAUUUCGCCAAUGUCACUCCAUCAGGAUUCUUCCUUGAUAACGGUGGUACACAAACCACACUCGCGUAUAAAGGCAACGGUCAGAUUUUCAAUGCUGUAUGGGGUCAAAAUGUCAUGGACAUUAUGCUCACUAACAUAUCCAUUGCCACACAAUAUUCUGAAUUUGAUAUCCCAUGGGCACCCUCAACCGGUAAAUCAUUACAACUUGUUGUCUAUUUUGGUCUUGCAAUGUCCGCUUAUCCAGGAUUCUUCUCAUUGUACCCUACUGUCGAAAGAACCAGGAAUAUUCGAAGUCUUCAGUAUUCCAAUGGUGUUCGGUCAUUACCAUUAUGGCUUUCGUACGUUGCUUUUGAUCUCAUACUCGUUCUCAUCUCGAGUGCUUUGAGUGUCAUAAUCUUUGCAGCUGCAUCUUCGGUUUGGUAUCAUGUCGGCUAUUUAUUUAUCAUAUUCGUUCUGUUCGGUCUGGCAUCGAUCUUGCUUUCAUACGUGGUGUCACUUUUUGCCAGCACGCAACUUUCAGCAUUUGCAUUCGCAGCUGCUGGGCAAGCGGUCAUGUUCCUAAUCUAUCUAGUUGGAUACUUGUGCACUUUGACCUAUGCUCCAAUUAACAAGAUAGAUUCAACGCUUCUCGUUGUUCAUUUCGUCAUCAGUGUUUUCACACCAAUGGGAAGUCUUAUCCGAGCAAUGUUCAUCGCAUUGAAUCUGUUUUCUACCACUUGCUCUGGCGAAGAAUUGGCACCUAACCCUGGAGGAAUACUGCAAUAUGGUGGACCGAUCUUAUAUUUGAUCCUCCAGAUAAUUGCACUCUUCGCAAUUCUGAUCUGGUAUGAUAGUGGCUCUGUAGUUGCUUGGUUCCGAAGGCAUCGCAAGUCACCUAACGCAGUAACUGACAAUGAAAUUCCUGCGGAUGAAGAAAUUGCUGAUGAACUCGUACGAGUCAACUCAUCAAAUGACGGUCUUCGAAUUCUCCAUCUAACCAAGAGUUUUGGAUCUGUAACUGCAGUUGAGAAUAUAACAUUCGGAAUAAAGCGUGGCGAAGUUUUCGCCCUUCUCGGGCCAAACGGUGCAGGAAAGUCAACUACUAUAUCAUUGAUCCGUGGUGAUAUCCAACCAAGCAAAAAUGGAGGAAACGUUUUCGUGGAGAACAUUGAAAUCAACAGACAUCGUGCUGAUGCAAGAGCUCAUCUGGGAGUUUGUCCUCAAUUCGAUGCUAUGGAUCAAAUGACCGUUUUGGAGCACCUUGCCUUUUAUGCACGCGUAAGAGGUGUUCCAGACGUCGAAUAUAAUGUUCAAGCUGUCUUAACCGCUGUUGGUCUGCAAGCAUUUGCUUCUCGUAUGGCAGCCAAACUUUCCGGUGGAAACAAACGAAAGCUAUCACUCGGAAUCGCUUUGAUUGGUAAUCCAACAGUGCUACUCCUCGACGAGCCAUCCUCCGGUAUGGAUGCUGCUGCAAAGAGAGUCAUGUGGAAAACCCUUGCUUCAGUCGUUCCAGGCCGUUCACUCUUACUCACAACUCACAGUAUGGAAGAAGCUGAUGCAUUAGCUGACCGUGCAGGUAUCAUGGCUAAAAGAAUGUUGGCAAUGGGUACUUCAGAUCGGCUGAGAAGUAAAUUCGGUGGUUCUUAUUAUGUUCAUUUGGUUCUUAAAAGUGCACCACAUACCACCGAUGAUGAGAUUUCGACUUUGAAAGCUUGGAUCAACGAUAACUUCCGAAAUGCAGUCAUUGAAGAUAAAACUUUCCAUGGUCAAAUGCGAUUCUCAGUUCCUGUGUCUAGCUAUUCUUCAAAGCAAUCUGAGAUGAAAAUGGAUGGCGAAUUAGACGAAGACGAGAUCUACAGUACUGGAACUAGUAUCGAUGAACCAAAGUUAAGAGACUCGGGGAUAGGAUCAUUAAUUAUGAAAUUAGAAGAUCAGAGGGAAGAACUUGGAUUGGAGUACUAUUCAGUUAGUCCAACAACAUUGGAUCAGGUUUUCUUAACAAUUGUCGAGAAACAUAAUGUGGAGGAGGAGAAUUAUGCUGCGCCAAAGGAGAAGAAGACUCUGGGGGGAUUAAUAAGGAGGAGGAAGAAGGAGUGA
Botrytis deweyae is the source of this 4902-nucleotide messenger RNA. RefSeq lists its product as uncharacterized. The coding region runs from base 1 to 4902 and encodes 1633 amino acids. The record is from RefSeq and is a predicted model, not a curated record. Gene Ontology annotation, cellular component: membrane; intracellular membrane-bounded organelle. The transcript has a single exon. Gene Ontology annotation, biological process: transmembrane transport; lipid transport. NCBI's taxonomy places the organism in Eukaryota, Fungi, Ascomycota, Leotiomycetes, Helotiales, Sclerotiniaceae. Gene Ontology annotation, molecular function: ATP hydrolysis activity; ATP binding; lipid carrier activity.